AUGUCGUACGCGUACCUCUUCAAGUACAUCAUCAUUGGUGACACGGGCGUUGGGAAAUCCUGCCUCUUGCUUCAGUUCACGGACAAGCGUUUCCGAACGGACCACGACCUGACAAUUGGAGUGGAGUUUGGUGCCCGUCUGAUCAACAUCGACAACAAGCAGAUCAAGCUGCAGAUCUGGGACACUGCGGGCCAGGAGUCUUUUCGCUCCAUCACCAGGUCUUAUUAUAGAGGAGCCAGCGGCGCCCUCUUGGUCUACGACAUUUCUCGGCGUGACACCUUCAAUCACCUGACUCGCUGGUUGGAAGAGGCACGGCAGAAUGCGAAUGCAAACAUGGUUAUCAUGCUCAUUGGCAACAAGUGCGACCUGGACCGACGUGAGGUCACCUACGAGGAGGGUGCGCAGUUUGCCCGAGACCAUGGCUUGAUUUUCAGAGAGACGUCAGCAAAAACGGCGCAGAACGUGGAGGAGGCCUUCAUACAGACGGCCCGAAAGAUCUACGAGAACAUCCAGAACAACGUCUAUGACUUGAGUUCGGAGAGCAGCGGAAUCAAAGUCGGCAUGCCGCCAACAGGCGCUGGUUACCAGCACGGGCCUCCACGGCUCGAUGGUCGUCAGACCGGUGGCUGCUGCAACUGA
This is a messenger RNA of Symbiodinium sp. CCMP2456, 639 nucleotides long. The record is from the annotation of a GenBank genome assembly. Lineage: Eukaryota; Dinophyceae; Suessiales; Symbiodiniaceae.